AUGCAGUCUUAUUAUCUCUCAAAAAGACACCUCGUAUUAAUUUUUAAUAUUAAAAAACCAUGGAUCUCACAUUAUACAUGGAUAUUGAUUAAAAAACGAGAACAAAUCAAAAUAAAAGGUAUUAGAGAGGAUCGCCAAUUAACUGAAUACAAUGAACUGUGCUGGAUGAUAAACCAAAGCCUACGAAAAGAAAAAGACCAAUUUAUAAACUCACUGUGUAAAGAAAUAGAACAACAUAAAACCAAUCAGGAACCUAGAUUUCUUUUUAAAAAAGUGGCAAUUCUAUCACGGAUUUUUAAACCUAGACACCUACCUAUAAAAGAUGAAAAUGGUAUGACACUAUCAACAAAGUCGGAAGUAAUUAAAAGGUGGCAACAGUAUUGUGAGAAGCUUUCGGCCUCCGAUAAUGAUAAUACGAAUACAAUAAAUCUAAGAGAAUUAUGGUACGAAUCUGAACCACCUCUACUACGAAGUGAAAUUGAGAUGGCUAUCAAAAUACUACGCAACCACAAAGCUGCUGGUUCGGAUGACAUUGUGGCCGAAAUGAUAAAAGCAACUACAGAAAAGGGGGUUGAUAUAAUCCAUAAAAUUUGCUCCAAGAUAUGGACCACAGGCGAAUGGCCAAAGGAAUGGUGUGAAUCCAUAAGAAAGGAGACAAAGGAAACUGCAACAACUAUCGUACUAUAG
Macrosiphum euphorbiae (potato aphid) is the source of this 687-nucleotide messenger RNA. The record is from the annotation of a GenBank genome assembly. Lineage: Eukaryota; Metazoa; Arthropoda; Insecta; Hemiptera; Aphididae.